GAAGCAGUGCAUUAGUGUGAUUUCAUCUUAUCUAGUUUCUAAGAGAACUUCUCUACUUCAAUGAACUAGUCCAAAUUUGGGGAAUUCAAUUUUCUCACACUCUCGUAAGAAAAAAACAAACAAACAAAUAAAUUGAGGCAGGGUGGUGUUGCACUCUGCUUAGCACACGUAUCCCAGCACAAGGAUCCAUUCUUGAGCUCCAGGGCCCCACUUGCAGGGAGAAAGCUUUGCAAGUGGAGAAGCAGGGCUGCAGGUGUCUCUCUAUCUCUCUCCCUCCCUAUCUCCCCUUCCCUCUUAAUUUCUGGCCAUCUCUAUUCAAUAAAUAAAUGAAGUUACAUUAAGUCUCCUGCCUGUAACAUGUGCGCUCAACCAGGUGCGUCAUUACCCAGCCCCCACUCUCAAUUUCUCCUUCUCCAUUGAAAAUAAAUACAAAUCAAAUCAAAUCAAUAAAAAAACCAAACAGCUUAGAUUGUUCUCAUUAAGUCGCCAUCAGGGCCAGAACAGCUCACUAAUUCAUAAUGUAGAGCUUCCCGCUCCUUAAAAACCACAAGAAGCAGAUCCUGAACCACCAGGCUAGAGAGGCAGCACUGGACUGCAGGGCGGAGACAUCUCUGUUUCCCAGAGUGUCAGCCUCGGUCAGCCACGCGGCCUGCUGGGACUUGUAGUCCGCACAGCUCUUCCCCAGCGGCUGACGGCGAGGAGGCGGACUACAGCUUCCGUCAGGCCAAGCGGCGCCAGCGGGGUCCUGCACUCCCACGGCUUGGCGGCAGGUUCGAGUUCUGAUAGCCUGGAGUCGGACUGUGCAGAGUCGGUUGCAAGGCGGCGUCAGGGCCCAUACUGUCCAGUGAAGAGGCUGUGCUGCUAGAUUUCAGAGUCUGAGGCUGUUGCUGUGAUUGAUCUUCCCUUUUCUGGCCUGAAAGACAUUCAGGGAGCAAAGAAGAGAUGGCAGUUUCUUGGGGCUCAGUGACCUAUGAAGAUGUAACUGUGAUAUUCACUCAAGAGGAGUGGGCACUAUUAAAUCCUUCAGAGAAGAAACUCUACAGAGAUGUGAUGUGUGAAAACUUCAGAAACUUUCUUUCAAUAGAAAAGAUACAAGAACAUUCCACCAAAGAGCAGCAUAACUUGCCUGGGAGUAAACAACGGAAUACAACUGUGAAAAUCUCUGAGGGCAAAGAAAGUCAGAAUGGUAGAAAAUCUAAAGAAUAUGAAGUAUACAACAAAUUAUUCACUCAUUCUAAUCAUCUUGACCAACAUGAAAGAACUCACAGUGGACAGAAACCCUAUGAAUGUAAACUAUGUAGGAAAACAUUCAGUCAUUCCAGUAGUCUUAGGACACAUGAAAGAAUUCACAGUGGAAAGAAACCCUAUGAAUGUAAACUGUGUAGUAAAACAUUUGGUUAUUCCAGUAGUCUUAGGACACACGAAAGAAUUCACAGUGGAGAGAAACCCUAUGAAUGUAAUCUAUGUAGUAUAACAUUCAGGCAAUCUGGUACUCUUCAGCUACAUAAAAGAAUUCACAGUGGAGAGAAACCUUAUGUAUGUAAACUAUGUAGUAAAACAUUCAGUCGUUCUGGUAGUCUUAGGAAACAUGAAAGAAUUCACAGUGGAGAGAAACCCUAUGAAUGUAAUCUAUGUAGUAUAAAAUUCAGGCAAUCUGGUACUCUUCAGCUACAUAAAAGAAUUCACAGUGGAGAGAAACCCUACGUAUGUAAACUAUGUAGUAAAACAUUCUGUCGUUCCGGUAGUCUUCAGCUACAUGAAAGAACUCACCGUGGAGAGAAACCCUAUGAAUGUAAACAGUGUAGUAAAACAUUCAGUCGUUCCAGUCGUCUUCGGACACAUGAAAGAAUCCAUAGUGGAGAGAAACCCUAUGAAUGUAAACUAUGUAGUAAAACAUUCAGAGAUUCCAGUAGUCAUCGGACACAUGAAAGAAUUCACAGUGGAGAGAAACCAAUUGAAUGUAAACAGUGUAGUAAAACAUUCAGAGAUUCCAGUAGUCUUCAGCUACAUGAAAGAACUCACAGUGGAGUGAAACACUACGAAUGUAAACUAUGUAGUAAAAGAUUCACUAGAUCUAGUAAUCUUCGGAUACAUGAAAGAACUCACAGUGGAGAGAAACCCUAUGGAUGUAAACUGUGUAGUAAAGCAUUCAGUUUUCCCAGUAAUCUUUGGAGACAUGAAAGAACUCACAGUGGAGAGAAACACUAUGAAUGUAAACUAUGUAGUAAAAGAUUCACUAGUUCCAGUAAUCUUCGGAUACAUGAAAGAAGUCACGGUGGAGAGAAACCCUAUGGAUGUAAACUGUGUAGUAAAGCCUUCAGUUUUCCCAGUAAUCUUCGGAGACAUGAAAGAACUCACAGUGGAGAGAAACCCUACGAAUGUAAACUAUGUAGUAAAAGAUUCACUAGAUCCAGUAAUCUUCAGAGACAUGAAAGAACUCACGGUGGAGAGAAACCCUAUGAAUGUAAACAGUGUAGUGAAACUCUCAGUUGUUCCCAGUAAUCUUCAGACACAUGAAAACAUUCACAGUGGAGAGAAACCCUAAAAAUGCAAACAGUGUAGUAAAACAUUCAGUUGUUCCAGUCAUCUUCAGAGACAUGAAAGUAUUCACACUGGAGAGAAACCCCAUGAAUGUAAACAAUGUGGUAAAGCAUUCAGGGGUUAUAGUUCUCUUUAGUUACAUGAAAGAAACCUAUGAAUGUAAACAAUGUAAACAAACAUUCAUUCAUGCCAGUUUACUUUGGAGACGUAAAAGAUCUCACAGUGGAGAGAAACCCCAAAACAUGGAUUCACCCUGUCAUCUUUGUCAACAUGAAAUAACUCACCAUUAAGGAAAGUUUGAUGAAUGUAACCAGUGUUGAAAACAUUCCGUUAUUCUGGCCCUCUUUGUAGACAUAAAAAUGUAUUCACAG
Messenger RNA from Erinaceus europaeus (western European hedgehog), 2912 nucleotides. Its product is annotated as zinc finger protein 14-like. The transcript is spliced from 5 exons. Lineage: Eukaryota; Metazoa; Chordata; Mammalia; Eulipotyphla; Erinaceidae. The record is from RefSeq and is a predicted model, not a curated record. Bases 943 to 2502 code for a protein of 519 amino acids. Gene Ontology annotation, biological process: regulation of transcription by RNA polymerase II. Gene Ontology annotation, molecular function: RNA polymerase II cis-regulatory region sequence-specific DNA binding; DNA-binding transcription factor activity, RNA polymerase II-specific.